AUGGAACCUGAAGGCUAUUCUUUUGAUACUUCGAAGGAGCAACCGGAGGAGAACUUUCCGACACCUCGACACGCCGCCGUUUCUCAAGCGCCUCCACCCUUUUCGCUUGCACCCACUACCCUCUCAGCGAUGAACGCCUUCUCUGCCUAUGAACCUCCUCGGGAGAACGGUACUGCGCGCUUGAGAAAUGAUUUCGAUGUGGCCCUCGAGGAUUUCCAUUCCCAGACCUCGGAGAUGCUAACACGUCCGGAAGGAGCUUUUACAUUCUCCGACCAACCUCACAACAACACAUCGGUUCAGGAGUACAGAGACUCCACCUACUCCGCGGCUUUUGCCUCGGCAGGAAAUGGUGAGACAGUAACAGGAAAUUCCAUCGCACCACCCAACGGGAUGAUGUCUCGUUCGAACACAUUGGCCAGCGAGCCCCCGUGCUGCUUUUGCAAAGCUCGAGAGACUCCAGGCGGAUCUGGAGUGAAUCCAAAUCUGCCCGUUUCCAAUGCAAAUGGCAAGGCUGCACCGCGCCGACCUCAUAUACCCUCGAAAAUGACCUGGUCCGCCACCUGA
Aspergillus calidoustus is the source of this 564-nucleotide messenger RNA. Lineage: Eukaryota; Fungi; Ascomycota; Eurotiomycetes; Eurotiales; Aspergillaceae. The record is from the annotation of a GenBank genome assembly.